UUGCUGUCACUCAUCUAGCACCAGAUUCUCUUGCUCGGACGGGGUGGUAGGGGGCUUCCACGCGCGAUCUUUGCCCGGGAGAGAUCCAGCGGCUUUCUGGGUAUUUUCUUUUUGCGAAGAUGGCGGUAGAUCUCUCUGACUGGGAGGUAUCUCUAGAACUCUUGGAGGUGGAUGAGAAGCCGGCGGUUCCUCUUUCGGUCAACUACGGGUCGGUGGAGAUCGACGAGCUGGGCAAAGUCCUCACUCCCACCCAGGUAAUCCACUCCCGCCACAAUCCCUUCGCGUGCAAAGAAAUUGCAGCCCCCCCCCCCAAGAUGCAAGACGCUUCCCCAACCUUUUGCACAAUGGCUACAAUUGGCCGGCCUUCCCCCUUCAACGCGAAAAGCGGCGCCUGCUUUGUUUUUUGCAUGCGUUCGUCUCUCCUUGGGUCGAGAUCACCAAAGAAAACGUCUGCUAGGUGCGCAGUAGGACCUUUCCCCUUUUGCAGAAAAUAAAAUAUAUCCUGCGUUUGCAACCACGAGAGGAAGCAAGGCCCGCGCGUGGUUCAUGGCCUCCCUCGUCUAGCGCUGGUGAUCCGCUGCAAGCAGAUAAAAAUUAAGAAUUAAAAGCGCCAUGCUUUCGAAAAGGCGCAGGGCGCUUUUUGCCUCCACGCAGGAAUAUGUGCACUUGAGGAUGAGGGCAAAGGAAUCCCAAUUGGAAGGGUCUGUGUGCGUCAGUUCUGGAAUUUAUUUUAAGACAGUGAGAUUUUUUUAAUUUGCCAUCCAUCUGUUCGCUGCUUCAGAGAGAGAUUCCUUUAGAAUAGACAGGACGAUAAGAUUUGGGGGUGUUUUUUUUCCCAGAGGGGCGGAGGGUUUGUGUCAAAAAUGCAACCGUUGAGAAUAUGGCAUCUGCCUGAAAUAGGACGAGGCGGGAGGCUGGGACUUGCAAGCGGCCUGCCCAGGUCUGGCCUGCCCCGCCUCCUCCGAUGCCAGGCUGCUGCCGGAGCCCCUGGAGCGCGUGCCGGGACUGGCGUGCAGCAAAGGGGGAGGAGCGCGCGGGCGCCCGGAGCAGAGCAAUGCCUGCCCGCCGCCCUUUGUACCCUCCGGGAGAGGCGUCACCGGCAACGUGAGCGGUGCGGAGCUGCUGCUGCUUGCGGCUAAGUUCAAAUCCCUCCUAUCUUCUGGUGGGGCUGGGACAGCACCCUGCCUGCAACCCUAGAGAACAGCUGCCGGUCAGUGCAGGCAAGCUUGAGAAAGAUGGGCUCAUGGCCAGACUCUGUAUAAGGCAGCUUCUGAUGUUGUUGUUUAAAAAAAUAAUUAAUGCUUUGUUAAUUUUACAAAGAAAAACAACUGACAAAAACAAUCCGAAAUCGAUACAUAUUCCCAAGAAAAAAAAUUAGAUUCACACGUAACAGAUUCCAUUAUGACUUCUGAUCACCCCAAUGUGGUUCCUAAGUUACAUUUUCAACUACGCACUUUCCAUUUUAUCCCCCAAAUUGUCUCAACUGUAUUGGUUUUGUAAAAUUUCCUACUGUCAUGCAGGGGUCAGUCCAAACCUGCCAAAGAAUUUAAAUUUUUACAGUGUAUACUCUGUAAGUAUCCCACCAGGACUGGUAUUUUCUGACAGCAAACAUAGGAAGCUGAAGAAGAAGGAGGAAGGCAGCUUCCUAUGUUUGCUGUCAAAAAACACCAGUCCCAGUGGUGCACUUGUGAAUGAACACAUAUUCAGUGACAGGUGGGCUGUCUCUGAGUUCCCCUAGAUAAAAUCCAGCCUUAACUCUUCCUCUUUCCCUGUGGGAACACGUGAUCUUCUGAAUCCUAUCAACCCCAGCUGACUCCUGUCAGUCCAAUGACAGGAUUGCAGCUCUUAACAACUUCUGGAGGGCUGCAGGAUCUGCAUCCCUAAAGUAAGUGAAUCGCAACUGCAGGCCUGUGCUUGGUGCCCCUGCAGGGAAAUGGGUGUGCUAUUUUUGUCAAUCCCCCCCAUAAAAGCUGAACAAUUCUGGGCUAUCCCCCCCAACAAAAGCUCAGCAACUCUGGGCAGUCCUCCCCAAGAAAAGCUUAACAACUGUGGGCAACCCCACCCCAAAAAAACAGCUUAACAACCCUGGGCAGUCUCUCCCCAUUUUCUUAAUUUGGAAUCCCCAAAAAUAGGGGUCGUCCGCUGUGCGUGUUAUACACUGGAAAAUACAGUAACUGUCCCGUGUGGAAUUCUGGGAGUUGUAGUUUGUUAAAGGUGCUGAGAGUUGUUAGGAGGCCCCUCCCAGUUCUCAGAGUUCCCUGUGAAGAGCAUUUGAUGGUUAAAUCACUGGGAACUGUAGCUCUGGGAGCAGAAUAGGGGCCUCCUAAAAAUUCUCAGCAUCCCUACCAGUACAGUUCCCUGAAUUUAGGUGGGGGGGAGCCAUUGCUUUUGGAGUCACAACGCUUUAAAGGUAUUGUGUGACUUUGGUUAAGGCAUGGUUUCAUUGGCUGGAUGAUGGUGAAUGUGUUGUCUUUGUUUUUAUAUUUUUGAAUAGCUUCUAAAGGUCUUGCCGUUUUGUUUCUGGCAGGUCAAGAAUCGCCCGACGAAGAUUGACUGGGAGAACUGCAGUGCAGAAAAGCUCUACACUUUGGUCCUUACUGACCCUGAUGCACCGAGCAGGAAAAACCCAAAGUUCAGGUGAGAGGGGCAGGCUGUGAGAUCCAGAAUGUCCAUGCUGGAUUUGAUCCAGAAGGCAAGCCAGGAUUUGCAGAAAAGAAGUGUGGUGUUUUUUUAAUAAUAUAUAAAGAUUUCUUACCUUUCAAGGUCAAAUGAGGCAAUUGAUAGGUGAUCUGGAAGUUGCAGGGGGCCUUCCCUUGGAGGUAAGGGAAAAGCAGACCUCACCUCUAUAGUAGACAAAUCCCAGCACUUGUUCCUGAAUGCAGAAAUGUCUGUGGCUGCGCUGCAAAAUUUGAACCAUCCGUUUCAAUGCCUGACAAAGGCCUUUUAUUUAUAUUUUGUAUAUAAAAACAAUGCCACUAUUCAUAAAAAUGAGUGGUUUACAUCCAUUAUACAUAAAAACAAAGCAAUAAAGACUAUUUUUAAAAACUAAAAUUGGAAAUGGGUUAACUAUUAGAUGUCUGCUUGAUGGCCUGCAUAAGCCUGACGUAAUAGAAAAGUUUCUAGCGGGCAUCUAAAAGUGGAAACAGAAGGUUCCUGCUGUAUCUCUUGGCAGAGAGUUCCACAGGCCUGGGCUGAUGGCAGUAAAGGCUUGAUUGCUUGCCGUCAGAAAGAGCCUCAUCAGCAUCUGGCAGCACCUAUAUAAGACUAGGUCUAAGAAUAGGAACUCCCUGCCUAUUGACAUCAAGCAGGCAACCUUCACUGCCCUCUUUUUGGCUCCUGCUAAAAACGUUCUUGUUGAGACAACUCCACUCAGAUGCUUCGAAAGUUGAGCUAAUUUUAAUCUCUUUAGUAUUUUUACUUUUGUAUGUUUUAAAGUAUGUUUGUGAUUUUUUCCCCUCUCGGUUUUAUUUUAGGUUUUUACUAAACUGCUUUGAGGAUCUUAAUUUUUUAGUGUUCCUGCAAGAUUUACUUUGGGGAAACUGGGGCAGGUGCUCUCUCUCUCUCUCUCUCUCUCUCUCUAGGGAGUGGCACCACUUCCUAGUGGUCAAUAUGAAAGGCAAUGACAUCAGCAGCGGCACCGUCUUGUCAGACUACGUGGGAUCUGGACCACCUAAAGGAACAGGUAAGCAAGCAGUAAUACUGGCCCUAUUGCUUUAAGGCAAGGUCUGUUGCGUGUCUUGACUCAGCUUGCACUUUGGGGGGGGCUAGCAGACCCGUUGGAUCAGGGCAGGUUGGAAACGGCAGAAGAAAAGCUGCAAAGCUAAACAGUUCUGCUUCAGGAAUUUGCAUGGCUGAAAUAAGAGCAAAAGGACACAAGCUGCUAGUACUUUUCCGUAAAGUGUUGGUGCUGACCUUUAAAGCCCUAAACGGCCUCUGCCCUGUCACCCCCAUCAAUCAGCCUGAGACACUGAGGUCCAGCUCUGAAGGCCUUCUUGCUGUUCCCUCACUGCAAGAAGCAAAGAUACAGGGAACCAGGCAGAGGGCCUUCAGUAGCGGUGCCUGCCUUGUGGAAUGGACUCCCAGAAUGCAUUCUGUUCAAGAACCAAGGUACGACUGUAUUUUGUUACAAUAAAGCAACAAAAAUUAUUUGCAAAAUAAUAAAAUUAAAUCAGAAUCCUGUGCAUAUGUUACUGCCAUGUUCCCCCCCCCCCCCCCGAAAGGUUGGGCCACCACGCCCCUUGGUUUGAUACACUCAUCCACAGUGCCCCUUACCCUAUUAAAAAGCAUUAUUCAGAAUAGCGGUUUGCAUCACCCACUAAGGAAGAUAAUAAAAUUCAAAACAGUAACAAUGAGUUGCACUUUUCAUCAAAAUCCAAACGAUUUAGUUUUAUUCUGCAAAAUUAAUGGCCUUGAUCCAGUGAUACCAGCUUUUCAAAAUUUGAUAAACUAUUACACCUCCCAGCACCCUCCUGCCUCUCCUUGCCUCUAAGCACCCCGCCAGGUAAUCCCUCGGCCCCCUCAAGGAUGGCACCACCCACUUUGGGAUCCACUGUGUUACUGGAUGGUUGUGACUUGAGUGUGAUGGAGGGGAGGUUCGCGAUCGCUUCCUCCUGACGCAGGUGCGCAACCCUUGUUUUCUCUCUCGCACGCUGCAGGGCUCCAUCGCUACGUGUGGCUGGUCUACGAGCAAGCCCAGGAGCUGGAAUGCAACGAGCCCAUCCUCAGCAACCGGUCCGGGGAUAAACGGGGCAAUUUCAAAGUGGAAAGUUUCCGCAAGAAGUAUAAACUGGGGCCCCCCGUGGCAGGAACAUGCUACCAGGCCGAGUGGGACAACUAUGUGCCGUUGCUCUACAAUCAGCUGUCUGGGAAAUAAAACCCCUCCUCUUCCAGCCCCCCACCCUCCCCCUGCUCGGAUCUCUUCUCCUAGAAUGGAGAUCUUCAGCCCUCUACAACUCCCAUCAUCCCUGACCAUAGGCUAACCUGGCUGGGGCUGAUACGAGUUGUAUUCCAAGAGGGGCACAAGAUGGAAGGAGGCUGUCUUUAGAACUUCCAUUUCCUGUAGUGUUAAGUAAAUUGGAUUGAAGACUAGUAAGUGAUACCCCCGCUCCAAGCUGCUCCUGAAACUCAAGCAGGGAUAGAUAGAUUCUGCAAGAUGAUUGGCCAUACUAGACAGUUUCUUGUGGGGGACAGUCGGAAGUGCAGUAAAUGAAUUUGUUACAACAACAAAGGAACUGUGGCAAAACAUCUCUCGUUUGUCGUCCUCCGCAAAAGUUUGUUUGUGUGUGUGGCAUUUUGGCUAUUUUUGGAGCGGCGUGGUGACAUUUUUUGGGGUGGAGGGAUGCACAGAUCUCACACUCCUCUAGAAUCCGCUUUGCUGCCAACCUAUAUAGAUUCUCACGUCCCUCAAAACAGCUCCCAUCACCUUAUAGCAUAAAGUCUGGGGGUUUAAACACUGUGGUCAGCAGCAUGGAGCUGCUGAUGAGUUUUCCACCCUGCUGUUGAAAUUUCCCUACACCGCCUUGAAAUGCAUAGGGGCAGUGUCUCCCCCCCCCCAAAAAAAACCGCUCUAGGCUUUCAAAUAUUCAUAAGCUCAGCCCAGCCCUGCUCCAAGGAGGUCUUUCCUGGGACUGUUGAGUUACUUAGCCCUGAAUUCCUUGCAAGCUAUGAAACUGGGAUUUCAAAGGGAGUGGGAUAACAUUAAGCAGGAAUUGCUGGCUGUCCAGUUUUUCUCGGGAAACAAAACCAUAAACGCCACUUUUCUGCUUAAAACCAAAAAUUGUUGCACUAAACCACAAAUGGGAGCCUUUUUUAUUUGCUUGUUGGAAGUGUUCUUUUUGAUUCUGUUGCUGCUCUCUUGCUCAGGACAAGUGCUGACAGCGAGGAGAAAGACCAGCAGCAGAGUCGGGGACUGAAAUGUGGGCCUUGGCCAUUGCCUGGCAGUGCCAACCCUGCGGCAGCUCCAUCAUUUGUGCUUAAGAUGCUGGAAGGUGCCUCUCCCUGGGCUUUGGUCCUCUGCUUAUAUCCUGGCUAUCUUUAGUUUCUCUUGGUUAUCUCCACAGGAUCCCAAUGUCCUCGUCAGCAGUCGAUUUUAGAAAUUUCUGCUUUCUUUUGUCCAUGAUGUGUUUUUGAUGAGGUUCACCCCACUGCCUUCGGUCUCAUUUUGCCAAUAUACCGGUAUCUAAUGUUGGAAAUGUUUCUCCUCUGCCCCCCCCCGCACCCCCCCCCAAAAUGUGUCACUUAAACCAAUGUGUAACAAGGCCUUUUGAUGUUCUUGGGAGAUCUUUGAAUGCUGCACACAUACAUUGUCACUUGCGUUUAUAGCCCUCUGUUGACAAGGGGCUGUGGUUUAUGCUUUGUUCUCGUUCUUUGAAUUAAAAGCUUAGAAUUGAA
Messenger RNA from Podarcis lilfordi (Lilford's wall lizard), 6390 nucleotides. Lineage: Eukaryota; Metazoa; Chordata; Lepidosauria; Squamata; Lacertidae. The record is from the annotation of a GenBank genome assembly.